Lynx canadensis (Canada lynx) is the source of this 2241-nucleotide messenger RNA. It is a transcript of the gene BRD7, whose product is annotated as bromodomain containing 7. Lineage: Eukaryota; Metazoa; Chordata; Mammalia; Carnivora; Felidae. Gene Ontology annotation, biological process: regulation of transcription by RNA polymerase II. The transcript has 17 exons. The coding region runs from base 84 to 2066 and encodes 660 amino acids. Gene Ontology annotation, cellular component: nucleus. The record is from RefSeq and is a predicted model, not a curated record.
CUCCGCUCGCCUGGCCCGGACCGGAAGCGGCGCCGCACGGCCUGGGCCUGGCGCGGGGGGCGGGCACCGGGGCCCGGUCCGACAUGGGCAAGAAGCACAAGAAGCACAAGUCGGACAAACACCUCUACGAGGAGUAUGUAGAGAAGCCCUUGAAGCUGGUCCUCAAAGUGGGAGGGAACGAAGUCACCGAGCUCUCCACGGGCAGCUCGGGGCACGACUCAAGCCUCUUCGAGGACAAAAACGAUCAUGACAAACACAAGGACAGAAAGCGGAAAAAGAGGAAGAAAGGAGAGAAGCAGGUUCCAGGAGAAGAAAAGGGGAGAAAACGGAGACGAGUAAAGGAGGAUAAAAAGAAGCGAGAUCGGGACCGUGUGGAGAAUGAGACAGAGAAAGAUCUCCAGUGCCAGGCCCCUGUAAGAUUAGACUUGCCUCCUGAGAAGCCUCUCACAAGCUCUUUAGCCAAACAAGAAGAAGUAGAACAGACACCCCUUCAAGAAGCUUUGAAUCAACUGAUGAGACAAUUACAGAGAAAAGACCCAAGUGCUUUCUUUUCAUUUCCUGUGACUGAUUUUAUUGCUCCCGGCUACUCCAUGAUCAUUAAGCAUCCAAUGGAUUUUAGCACCAUGAAAGAAAAGAUUAAGAACAAUGAUUACCAGUCCAUAGAAGAACUGAAGGAUAACUUCAAACUAAUGUGUACUAAUGCUAUGAUUUACAACAAACCCGAGACCAUUUAUUAUAAAGCUGCAAAGAAGCUAUUGCACUCAGGGAUGAAAAUUCUCAGCCAGGAGAGAAUUCAGAGCCUGAAGCAAAGCAUAGAAUUCAUGGCAGACUUGCAAAAAAGUCGAAAGCAGAAGGAUAGAACCGACCAGUCUCAGAGUGGGGAGGACAGCGGCUCCUGGCCGAGAGAAAGGGAAGACUCCGGAGACCCUGAAACCCGAGCCUUCAAGGGUCCCAGCAAGGAAAACAAAAAGAAAGACAAAGAUAUGCUUGAAGAUAAAUCUAAGAGCAGUAACUUAGAAAGAGAGCAGGAGCAGAUUGACCGCAUUGUUAAGGAAUCUGGAGGAAAGCUAACCAGGCGGCUUGUUAACAGUCAGUGUGAAUUUGAAAGGAGAAAACCAGAUGGAACGACAACAUUGGGGCUUCUGCAUCCCGUGGAUCCCAUUGUAGGAGAACCAGGCUACUGCCCUGUGAGACUGGGAAUGACAACCGGAAGGCUUCAGUCUGGAGUGAAUACUUUGCAGGGGUUCAAGGAGGACAAAAGGAACAAAGUCACUCCGGUGUUAUACUUGAAUUACGGACCCUACAGUUCUUAUGCUCCACAUUACGACUCCACAUUUGCAAAUAUCAGCAAGGACGACUCUGAUCUAAUCUAUUCAACCUAUGGGGAAGAGUCUGAUCUUCCAAGUGAUUUCAGCAUCCAUGAGUUUUUGGCCACAUGCCAGGAUUAUCCAUACGUGAUGGCAGAUAGUUUACUGGAUGUUUUAACAAAAGGAGGCCAUUCUAGAACCCUUCAAGAGUUGGAGACGGUAAGAAGGCUGCUAAAGAACCGGCCAUCACCUGAAGAUGAAGGCCAGACCAGGACCCUUGACACAGCAAAAGAAAUGGAGCAGAUUACAGAAAUAGAGCCAGAGGGGCGUUUAGACUCCAGUAAUCAGGACAGGCUCACAGCGCUGAAAGCAGUAACAAAUUUUGGUGCUCCUGUUGAAGUGUUUGACUCUGAAGAAGCUGAAAUGUUCCAGAAGAAACUUGAUGAGACCACCAGAUUGCUCCGAGAGCUCCAGGAAGCCCAGAACGAACGUCUGAGCACCAGACCCCCUCCCAACAUGAUCUGUCUCUUGGGCCCCUCUUACAGGGAAAUGCAUCUCGCUGAACAAGUGACCAAUAAUCUGAAAGAACUCGCACAGCAAGUCACUCCAGGUGAUAUUGUGAGCACGUAUGGGGUUCGGAAGGCGAUGGGGAUUUCCAUCCCCUCCCCCAUCGUGGAAAACAACUUCGUAGAUUUAACAGAAGAUUUUGAAGAACCUAAAAAGACUGAUGUUGCCGAGUGUGGACUGGAUGGGGUUUGAAGCUAACUGGUACUUCAUUAUAUAUUAUGUACAUAGUUUUUUCAUUCUUCACUUGGAAAUCCUUUUCAGAAGAUAGUAAAUAUUUGUAAAUUGUGUUUUUAAUUAAACUUUGGAACAAUUAAUGUUCCAGAGAUUGGACUUCUAUUAGGUAAUAAAGCUGAGCUGGGGACUGCGA